This is a messenger RNA of Moneuplotes crassus, 3681 nucleotides long. NCBI's taxonomy places the organism in Eukaryota, Ciliophora, Spirotrichea, Euplotida, Euplotidae. The record is from the annotation of a GenBank genome assembly.
AUGGAUACAAGAAAGAAAAUUCUCAAGCAGUCCUCUAUAGAUGAAGGAGACAGUGUUUUGUUGAUAAGUAACAUAGAAUUCGAACAGGAUUCAGAUGUCAUUGCUUCUCAGCCCUUAAAAUAACUACGACAUCAAGUUGCCCGAGCCCAUUGAUCUAAGUUGGUUCCCUCAAGAUAGGUGCUAUGAUAAGCAACCUGCUAUCCUUGAGAGUUCAAGUGAACCUUGUGAUAAAAUCGAGGAAAAUAAGGAAGACCCAGUCUCUAGCUCUGAUUGCUCUGAAACUUCAAUUUUAGAAGAACAAUAUAUACCCAACCUCAAAAUGUACUGACAUAUUUGUAUUGAUGGAGGCACAGUUAUUCUAUGUGAUGCAUGUCCAAAAGUAUUCCAUAAAAGUUGACUGGGGAUCAAGAAAAUUGGCCGAAACGAGUGGAAAUGACCUUAUUGCACAGGCCAGAUGAUAGAUCAGUGUGCAAUAUGCCUGAAGGACUUAGUCCAGCAGCAAGAAAAGGACGAUGUACAAGUCAAAAAGAAGAGAGGAAGGCCAAGAAAGAAUCCAAUUGUUGAACCAGAAGAUAGCAAAGAAGAAGUGAAUAAAUAUGUUUCGGAUAGUUUCAAUAAAUUCACGCCUAUUAAAUGACCUCUUUGAGGGGUGUUCACUCAUCUUUCUUGUUUGGAGAUACCUUACUGGUGUGUGACUGUGCACGAUGGAAAAUAAUUACUCAGUCUGUAGAUGCUGUACUGAGUCUCGAGGAAUUGAGAAAUUUAUAGAUUCCAUAGAAGGAGAAGCGAAUACUCGUAGAAGGGAGACUAGGAAGAGCAAUAAAAAUCCGAUAAUAAAGAAGCAAUGUAUGUACUUAGCGAAACUAUGUAAAACAUCUUAUGCAAAUUGUGUUUGGAUGAAUUAUGAGCUAGCUCAGGAGCUAGAUGAGGAUCUUCACAACAAAUACUUAGCCAAUUUGAAACCACAAGAUCAUAAAAAGAUGAAGCCUUCAGGGAUUCCUCCUCGGUAUCUCCAGGUCGAGAAGGUGCUGGCCGUAAAGAUCUUUGAUGGGGAGGUAAAGAAGUAUUAUGUGAAAUGGAAAUAACCUUGGGUAUAAUAAUGCAACAUGGGAAUUCCCGGAAUUAGUGAAAGGAGUCCCAAAGAAGGAAAUGAAUAAGUGUUAUGGAUCAGGCCUCAAACAUCUUAAAGGGAUUGUUAGAGCUAAAGGAAGUGACAAGAGCAGACAGGAAGGAAAACAAAGCAACAAUCUGAAUAAGGCACCCCCAAAUAAACCUGAUGAGAAAAAGCAGAUAAAUAAUACGCAUAAUUCAUCAGAGCCCAACAACACUCCAAAACUGGAAGAUAUUUCAAAACUCCAAAAAUCAUCACGAACAACUAGGGCAACCUCAAAAUUUGAUUCUACCUUCCCAAACCUACCUAAACCCGUAGACACUCCAAAAGAUGAAUCAAAAAAUCCCAAAUCUUCAAAAGUCCCAAAAACAAGUCAAGCCAAAGCCAGAGUUUCUGACCUAGAGCCCAAAAAUGAAGGAGCCCCUUCAGGCUCAGAACCUCCUUCUCCAGGUCUAAAUAAGUCAAAAUCACCUCUUAAAAAUGCCUCUCAAAAUUCCUCUCAGUCCCAAGAGGCCUCUCAAGCUAAGGCUCAGUCCAAGUCUGCUAAAAAGAGAAAACGAAUUAUUUCAAAACCUAUAAUUGACCCAAAGACAGGCGAAUAUACCUUUGAAACGUACUUUGACGAAGAAGCCUUGAAGGUCUUGGGCCAAGUUUUAUGGGGGUUAAAGGGAGGAUACCAAAGAGAAGUGGUGAGAGAUCCUAUUACUCUCUCUCAACCUAGUCCUAACCCCAUGACCCAAGUUUUGAGCAGUUUACCAGAUGCCUUAGCCACUAGUAAAAUCCUAAUAUUCACAAAUGAGCUUGGAAUCUCACUCAAAUUUGAAUCCUUGAUGACCAAGCUAAGUUUAGAAUUCAGCAGUGUUCCCAAGAAGAAGACCUUAUAGGUGAGGUUUACAAGGAAAUUGAAACAGCCAGAUCUUUGGCUGAAGGACCCCAGAAGGGAGAUCACCAAGAGAAAUCGGCUGAAACAGGACUCAACAGCAGAAAUAAAAAAUUUAUGGAUAAAUUUAGAACAGAAGAGGCAUCUGCAAGGGUUUUUGUGUUCUUUGAGCAUGAGCAAGAAGGGACUAAUGUCGCCAUUUAUGAAGAAAAUCAGCAGAGUAUUCUCGCUUGCCUUUCCUUCUCAGAAGAUUACCAUGGAGAACUCUCAGAAUAUUUGGCGGAUAAAAUAGAAUUACUUCAUAAAAAUGCACAAAAAUUGUCAAACAAUGAACCUUCAGAAAACCAUGAAGAAGCAAGGGAGAGGGAAAAGCAUGCUCCAGAUAGUCCGAUGGAGAAAGAAUCGAUUAUAAUACAUCUAGAGCAAUCUGAAAAAGAUUUCCAGAGUCACAACAAUGAAGAAACGAAAAAUUAUCACCCCAAUAAUUCUCAUGCUGAUAUGCCUCAGGGUGCUCGGAAAGAGUCAUCGGAGGAAGAAAAGAUUGUCACUACUAGGACUCCUUACCCACGGAUUUUCGAAAUGAGCAAGAUUAACAAAUUCAAGAAAAUAGCUGAUCGGAAGGAAAUGGCAAAAUACCAAGGCAGUUCAUAUGGAGAUAUGAAUAGUGCAAACCAUGAUCAGCCAACAGCACAGAUGGUCAAACCAUUCAGAAUUGAAAGAGUAGGAUAUGAAGAAAGACUUAAGAGGAAGAAGAGUGACAUAGUCAUAGACAUGAUAGCCCUAGAGCAGGACAAGAGAGCGAGUAUAUUAGAAUAUGACCCUUCUCCAUUCUAUAAAUUCGAAAUGGAUAUGAUCAAGAAAGUCACUAACAAUAAGUUCAUCUGGACUCUAAUAGAGAUCAAUAAUGAUCGGACUGAGAAAUAUUGUUCUAUCUUAGGUGUCAACCGUCAAUACCAGAAGGAAUUCAUGAUGUUCAUCAUGCGAUAUGGAUGGAAGGAGGCUCAUAUCGAAAGUAUUUAUAAGAUGAUCAAGUUCAUUAGCAGAAAAUAAUCGCUAUGUUACCAUUCAAAAUCUUGAUUAUCCCACUUUUUAUAAGUUCGCAGUCAAGGUGAUUGAAUUUUUGAAAUUCAUGAAUCUUUUCAAAGAACUUAAGGAUAAGCCACACUUUAUUUUUAAUGGAAACUCAGCUGAGAAGGUAAUGUUUUGAAUCAAGAGUACCAGAAGAUUAGAGAAAAUGUAUUACAAUGGAGAGAGAAAUGAGAAUAAUUGCUUAUUCGGACAGGAGGAAGAAUACUUCCAAAACUUAAGAGAGAUUCAAAAGACUUACAACUGGAACCACAAGGACGACUUCAUCUUAGUUUCAUGUGUGCUUAACUUCGGCUUAUAUGACUAUACAAGAAUCAGUAAUGCUAAUCGAUGGCUAAAAACAAAUGAGAUUGUCCAGAAGAUCUCAUGUGAAAAAGGAAUUGACAAUAAUCCUAAUGCUAUUUUGAAGGAAUUUGGCUACAAAAUGCCUUGGGAAAGUCUUUACCAAAAAGUCUUUAAGUACGAUAUAGUGUCCGCCAAAAGAUCUCAUUAUCCUCCGAAUUCACUUAAGAGCCAAAUGGCGAUACUGAAGAACCAGCUUGAGAAGUUUUUAGAUCAGCGAAUCAAAAUUUUACUUAACCAUGAUUGGAAGAUCAGUGAAUAA